AUGAAUAAAUCUAUCUAUCUAUCUAUCUAUCUAUCUAUCUAUCUAUCUAUCUAUCUAUCUAUCUAUCUAUUUCAGUCUGUUCAUAUCUAUCUAUCUAUCUAUCUAUUUCAGUCUGUUCAUAUCUAUCCAUCUAUCUAUCUAUCUAUCUAUUUCAGUCUGUUCAUAUCUAUCUAUCUAUCUAUCUAUCUAUCUAUCUAUCUAUCUAUUUCAGUCUGUUCAUAUCUAUCUAUCUAUCUAUUUCAGUCUGUUCAUAUAUCUAUCUAUCUAUCCUAUCUAUCUAUCUAUUUCAGUCUGUUCAUAUUCAUAUCUAUAUCUAUCUAUCUAUCUAUCUAUCUAUCUAUCACAGUCUGUUCAUAUAUCAGUCUAUCUAUAUCUAUCUAUCUAUUUAUCUAUCUAUCUAUUUCAGUCUGUUCAUAUUCAUUCAUCUAUCUAUCUAUCUAUCUAUCUAUCUAUCUAUCUAUCUAUCUUUUCAGUCUGUUCAUAUCUAUCUAUCUAUCUAUCUAUCUAUCUAUCUAUCUAUUAUCUAGUCUGUCUGUUUAUCCAUCUAUCUAUCUAUCUAUCUAUCUAUCUAUCUAUCUAUCUAUUUCAGUCUGUUCACAUUCAUCUCAUUAUCUAUCUAUUUCAGUCUGUUCAUAUCUAUUUCCAUCAGUCUAUCUAUCUAUUUCAGUCUGUUCAUAUCUAUUCAUCUAUCUAUCUAUCUAUCUAUCUAUCUAUCAUUAUCUAUCACAGUUUCAUAUCUAUCUAUCUAUCUAUCUAUCUAUCUAUCUAUCUAUCUAUCUAUUUCAGUCUGUUCAUAUCUAUCUAUCUAUCUAUCUAUUUCAGUCUGUUCAUAUUCUAUCUAUCUAUCUAUUUCAGUCUGUUCAUAGAGAAAAGGAGAAGAUCUAUCUAUCUAGUAGAAAAAGAUUUCAGUCUCUAUUUAAGAAAAGAAGAAUCAAAAGGGGAAUCUAUCUAUCUAUCACAGUCUGUUCAUAUCUAUCUAUCUAUCUAUCUCUCUAUCUAUCUGUCUAUCUAUCUAUCUAUGUUAGUUAA
This is a messenger RNA of Acanthosepion pharaonis, 1029 nucleotides long. The record is from the annotation of a GenBank genome assembly. Lineage: Eukaryota; Metazoa; Mollusca; Cephalopoda; Sepiida; Sepiidae.